Molecule: messenger RNA, 750 nt
Organism: Emericellopsis atlantica
Lineage: Eukaryota; Fungi; Ascomycota; Sordariomycetes; Hypocreales; Bionectriaceae
Exons: 2
Coding region: 86-670 (194 amino acids)
Source: RefSeq, a predicted model, not a curated record
UGCUUUGCGGAUUUGUCAAAUAGCUUUACCAUCAAAUACUGAUUAACACUGGCUACGAACCGACCAGCCGCGGCAAAACAGGAAAAUGUUCUCCUCUCACCUGGGCAUGGGCGCACUGCUGCUGUGCAUCCAAGGGGCGACAGCAAAAAGCCCAUUCCGAGUCGUUGACAUUCCUGGCAUCAACACCAACAACAUAACUGUCUGGGACUGCCCUUCGACCACCAGUCCACACGCUAGCCAAUUCCUGCUUCAAAAAGCUAUGGACGAUUUCGCGUACACAUUCUACACGGAAAAGAACGUGAAACGUGCCUUUGAUCGCUACGUGGCAAGCAACUAUGUGCAGCACAACCCGAAUAUGCCUGAUGGGAGGGAUGAAGCCAUCCAGAUCCUCUCCCCUUUGUUCCAAACAGAGGGAAGCACUUUUGAGAUUGCCAGAGUCAUGGUGGGUCCAGAGUACACGACCAUUCACAUCAAGUUUGGGCAAGCUGAUGGAUCCUCAAUGAAUGUAAUGGAUGUUUAUAAGACAGAGGGAACUUGUAUUGUUGAGCACUGGGACUGUCUACAGGCAAUGGAGAACAAGACUGUAUCCUCUCAUCCCUAUUUCUAUACAUUUCUGUUCAUACAAAGAUACACUAGGAAACAUGCACUAUGUAUCAAUAGUUUAUCAUGAAUCGCCUACGUUUUCUACUAUCGCUAAAGGAUCAGUGGGUGUUGACCGACAGGGUGUUAAUACAUUCGAAACAGUCAGAG